UUGAAGUUCCGGUGUUUCAAAAGUUUGAAGGUGAUCCUAGACCGCAUUUAAAGGUGAAAAUAUUUAAUAUUGAGAUCAUUGGACUUAUGGAUAGCGGUGCUAGUUGCACAGUGUUGGGAGAAGGUUCCGAGAAACUACUGGCAGAUUUAGGAUUAAUCCCAAGAACAUCUACAGGAGUGAUUACAGUCGCCGAUGUUAUGUAUAACAUAAAUCAUGUAUGCCAACAGUGAGAUUUAACAAUAAAUGUUGGUAGCCCUCCCUUCUAUCGCGACGCUCAACCGAAACCUUUCGGGGCAGUCGAGCUCGGGCUACCGACGAGAGCACACGCAACACACAGUCUUUUCAGUGGCGACGAUUCGGGAUAGGAAAAUUCCAGAAGAAAAUUUUGGAGAAAAGCCCAAAAAAGUGUGAAAAAUUUUCUGGAAAAACCCCAAAAGUGCAUAGCAGAGUGAAAAUUUGAAAAAAGACGUGGAAAAUAGACGAAGAAACGCUUUGUUUGUUUGUGUGUGAGGGCGUGGCCAAAGACAAAGAACUCAAUGGAAAAAACCCAAGCGGGCGAAGCGUCAUAUUUUUUCUACGCGUGAAAAUUGAUGAAAAAGACGCCAAAAGUUUGUUUUUCCGACCUGUGAACAAAGAAAAGUAUUCAAGAUGAGUUCCCUGAUCGGCAGUAUAGAAUCUUUUGUGCCAGGAGACAAUUUUAAGAACUUUCGCGACCGAUUGGAGAGUCUCCUGAGCGUCAAUAAAAUCACGGAGGAAGAUCAGAGGAAAAAUCUCGCGAUCACGCUAAUGGGAGCAACUGCGUACGAUACCUUGGUUACACUUUUAUCACCCAAGACGCCCAGCGAAGUUACCUACAAGAAAAUCAUGGAGACGCUGUUGAAUCAUUAUGAGGUGAAAAAUAACGUCAUUGCCGAGAGAUGUCAAUUUCAUAUGCGCAACCGCAAAGACGGCGAAUCGGUGAAUGAUUACAUUGUGGAAAUCAAGGCCAUGGCAGACAAAUGCGAGUUUGGAGCAUUCCUGGAGGAGGCUCUACGGGAUAGACUGGUCAGUGGAAUCAAUGAUCAAGUGCUGCAACAGAAGCUGAUCCUCCAGAGUAAUCUGACAUGGGAGAGAGCAAAGGAAACAUCCAUCAUUGAAUUCCGUACACGGCGGAAUGUUCAGGAAAUGGGACAAGCGAUCGGAGGAGUCAAUCUGAUGAGCAAACAAUCCGCCCACGCGAAGCGUCAGUCAUCAGGUGGACAUCAACGUCAUCGUAGUCGUCACAGGGAAGGCGCAAAAGGACAAGAGAAUCGAUCUUCAGCUCCAAGUGGUGCUUCAUGUGACAUAUGUGGACUUCAACACGCUCAAGGUCAAUGCAAAGCUGCGAAGAGCAACUGCAGGAUGUGCGGGAAGAAGGGCCAUUGGGCUGCGAUGUGCCGCUCCGGGAAGACGCUGACGUCGCUCCAUGCAACCACGAUGGAUAGUUUUAACCCCAUGUAUUUGAAGCUCAACGUAGAUGGUCAAGAUACGAAGUUUGAGGGUAGUGCCUAAGCUUAAGUCAGAUCUGAAGAAUAAGGAUAAGAAAGUACAUUUUAAGUUGCCGGAGCAAAAGUUCAAAGUUAAUGAUUCAAUUUUUUACCGAGUGGAAGAUAAGAAUUCAGUUAAGUGGAUCCCGGGCAGAGUCAUUAAGGUUCUAAGUAGGAUUAGAUACCAGAUUGUUGUUGAGAACAGAAUUUUGCAAGCCCAUGAGGAUCAGUUGAAGGUGAACAACACACCUAUUCAUCCAAGAUGUCGCAUAAUUUUUCAUAAAAAGGAGGAAAUGGAAAGUGAUGACGAUGAGACGACUCUAAAUUCAGAAAGUUUUGAUACCGCGAAGUCUGAAUCAUAUUCGUCAGACUCGGAUCAGCCCCCAAGGCAAGACUCUCAUCCUCGCUCGAUUCCACGGAGGUCAUACAGAAUUAGAAGACCUCCUAGGAGAUUAACUUAUGAUUAAAGACUCUAGGAAGUCUGAGUAGAAUAAGUGUUAAAGGGAACAUUGUUAGUUUAAGUAAAUGAAGUAUCCUGUAAAUGUUAGCCUUGAAGAAAAAUGUAAAUACUCAGCUAGGGUCUAGUUCUUUUUAAAAGGGGGAAGUAGAUGUUAUGUAUAACAUAAAUCAUGUAUGCCAACAGUGAGAUUUAACAAUAAAUGUUGGUAGCCCUCCCUUCUAUCGCGACGCUCAACCGAAACCUUUCGGGGCAGUCGAGCUCGGGCUACCGACGAGAGCACACGCAA
This is a messenger RNA of Lutzomyia longipalpis, 2251 nucleotides long. RefSeq lists its product as uncharacterized. Gene Ontology annotation, molecular function: nucleic acid binding; zinc ion binding. Lineage: Eukaryota; Metazoa; Arthropoda; Insecta; Diptera; Psychodidae. The transcript has 2 exons. Bases 649 to 1530 code for a protein of 293 amino acids. The record is from RefSeq and is a predicted model, not a curated record.